Penicillium expansum is the source of this 1128-nucleotide messenger RNA. Its product is annotated as zinc-binding alcohol dehydrogenase family protein. Lineage: Eukaryota; Fungi; Ascomycota; Eurotiomycetes; Eurotiales; Aspergillaceae. The transcript is spliced from 3 exons. Gene Ontology annotation, molecular function: oxidoreductase activity, acting on NAD(P)H. Bases 1 to 1128 code for a protein of 375 amino acids. The record is from RefSeq and is a predicted model, not a curated record.
AUGUCCGAAAUCAUGUCCACUCACCCUGCCAUCACAGCAACUGGUGUCAAGCAGCCGUUGACCCUGGUGCAAGUCCCAACUCCCCAACCUCAACAGCAUCAAAUCCAGGUUCGCAUUGAAUGGGUGCCUUCUGCACCCUUAGACGUGUACCAAGUUGAUGCUGGGUUGAUGGCUCAAUUUCCUCAAUCCAUCGGUGAUAGCGGUGUCGGUACUGUUGUAGCAGUUGGUCCUAGUGUUGAGUGCCUCCACGUUGGUGACCAAGUCAUGGGUUUCUUUUUCCACAAUGAGAAAGAGAAGGGUCAACAAAUCUACGUGACUGCACCCGAACAUCUAUUUGGAAAGGUUCCACCAGGUUUAUCCCUGGCUGCGGCGGCUACGUUGCCGACAAAUAUCGCCACCGCAUUUCUCACCCUUUCGGACAAGCUAGGCAUCGAGUUGCCUUGGCCGCGUCCAUCUGAAUUCUCCUCCAAGGACCAGAAUGUCCCUAUUCUCAUCUGGGGUGCAGGCAGUUCCGUUGGCCAAUUCGCAGUUCAAAUCCUCAAGUAUUGGGGGUACACCAACGUCAUCGCGACUGCGUCCUCUAAGCAUCACGCAAAGAUCAAGGGCUACGGCGCCAAACAUGUCAUUGAUUAUAAAGAUCAAGAUGCCGUGAGCUCCAUUCUCGAUAUAUUGAGCACGGAGAGUCCUUUUCUUCCCCUUCGCGCGUUCGACUGUGUGGACUCCAAGUUCGGUUCUCUGCAGCACAUAGCCAAAAUUACAACUCUACCGGGAUCGAUUGUUGCUGCUGUUCUUCCGGUGGUAGUUCGCCCUUCUUCAGAGGAAGGUGGUGUGCAAGUCUCGCUUGAUGUGGCUGGAGAAGCCACUUGGAUGCCCGGCGUGGAAAUCCAUGGCAUUGUAAGCUAUGCCUUUGAAGCGAACCCUUUCCUCAAAGACCAUUUACUGCCGGAUAUUAUCCCUGGGCUUGUUAAGUUGGGUGCAAUUGAGCCUAACAAGUAUCGAGAAAUUGAAGGCGACUCGCUUUUGCAGAGGGCUACCGCUGCGUUGGAUACUCUGAGAAGUGGACAAGUUAGUGGCGAGAGACUGGUAUGGAAGGUUUGGACCGAGGGCGAAUUCCCGCAGUUCAAGUAA